AACCCCAAACUACCACCACCCAAACCCAAGAGAGACCCCAACACCAAACUGAGCAACAGUUCUGAGACCAUGAAUGGUCUGGACUGGCAGGCAAGAGGGACACGCAUGAGACCAAGAGAUUCUGGAGCAGGCCGAAGCCAGGGUGUUUUUCGGGCCUCAAGCGAGCAUAGAAGUUGUUUAGUUCUCAUGGAGGGAGUUCUUCUGAUCCCCUGCAUCCCGGUCACAGACCCGAUGCCUCCACCUAAACCCAAACGGAACCCAAACACUCAGCUCAGCACCUCUUUUGAUGAGUCUUUCAUACGUAACCACGGACACCAGACAUCUUUGCAUUGGGACAAUUCUCAGAAUCAGAGUCCUGCACCCAGUAGACAUGGAGCAGAGGAACCGUUCUACAUUGAGAUGGUUGGAAAUAUCCUGAGGAGAUGAAAGUCAAGAAGCAUUUGAUUACGAGCAAAGUAGUCUGUGUAUGGAAUGAAAUACCCGAUGGAGGACUUCCUACAGGAUACUCACUCUAGGAUCCGAGCUUGGUCUACUCUCGCGCUCUACUUUGACAUCCCUCCACCUUUCCCCAACCUCCUGACCCACCGCCCACCACUGCUUGUCUUCCCCCCUGCACCUGCUCAAUGCUCCCCGAAUUCUGACGAGUCUCCUCUGACCCCCUUGGAUGUCACCCGGCUGCCUAUGAUGGACAUGUACCAUUCAACAGUCCGUGCUGCUGAACAACCUCAGAGCUCCACCCACCGCAAGGACAGAGCGGACCGGGAAAGAGAACAUGAUUGUGAGCAAAACCGUGACCGGGAUCUGCCCCCCACCCACACCAUCACUUCCUCCGGACGCUCAUAGCUUCCACCUCUCCCUCACAUUUUUACAAGUCCACAAGCUCACUCCCGUGGUCAUGGUUACCCUCGUAGUCAAUCAGCAUGCCCAUCUCCGGUCAGCAUGGGCCGCUCUCUGACUCCUCUGAACUUGAAGAGGCCGACCACCGAUGAUGUUCUGAUGGCAGAGGAAGUAUGGCCCGCUCUUCCCUCCUCCCUCCUCCUCCUCUCAAGGGCAGGGGAAGUGGGGGCAAAACUCAGUAUCUCUUCCACUCAUGGCUCUAUGCAGAAUGUGUCACUGAGGUCCCAGACCCCAACAAGCCCGAUGGCCGACCUCAAUAACCUGUUCACAUUCAGGAAGACAGACGAAGAAGAAGCAGGCAGGAAGAGCAGAGACAUUGGAGGAGACUCCAGAUCUCUGCCCAGACAAGAAAGCAAAGACAAAGACGGUCAGUCAAGUCCAGUUUCCACCAGGAUGGGGCGAUCUUCUGUCAGCCCCACAAUGAUGCUGUCUGGAGGAGGAGGAGGAGAAUCAAAGCCAACGUAACUCGGGCGUUCUGCCUCCACCUCAGGUGUUCCUUCACCAGGUGGAACAUCACAACGUCACCUACAUGAGCUACAUCACCCCGCCCUCAGCCAGAUGCCGUGGCUCUGUGGAGACCCCACCAUGAUGGAGAUGAUUGAGAAGAAGAGAGUUUUGUGUGGAGAGAUUAAAGCUCGUCAGCGUCCGGAGAAGAAUCUGUGUAAACAGGACAGCAUGCCUAUCCUGCCCAGCUGGAGGAGGAAGCAGCCACCGCCAUACUCUGCCCCGCCCACCUCCACCGCUGGACAUACCAGCAAGGUGUUCUGGGACACCGCCAUCUGAAAUACACUGAAAUAAUAACACUCCAGCAAUGAUGACAAAGCAGACAUCGGGCCACGCCCACCACAACACUGUGUUCAUCUUAAAGGACUUCUCCUGCUG
Notolabrus celidotus (New Zealand spotty) is the source of this 1779-nucleotide messenger RNA. Its product is annotated as neuronal tyrosine-phosphorylated phosphoinositide-3-kinase adapter 2-like. The record is from RefSeq and is a predicted model, not a curated record. Gene Ontology annotation, biological process: neuron projection morphogenesis; phosphatidylinositol 3-kinase/protein kinase B signal transduction. Lineage: Eukaryota; Metazoa; Chordata; Actinopteri; Labriformes; Labridae.